Messenger RNA from Lodderomyces orthopsilosis Co 90-125, 1761 nucleotides. RefSeq lists its product as uncharacterized. The transcript has a single exon. NCBI's taxonomy places the organism in Eukaryota, Fungi, Ascomycota, Pichiomycetes, Serinales, Debaryomycetaceae. Gene Ontology annotation, molecular function: protein binding. The record is from RefSeq and is a predicted model, not a curated record. Bases 1 to 1761 code for a protein of 586 amino acids.
AUGGAACUUACCACCAACCAAUCAAGAGGUCUUCAAACCGCAUGGCUUUUGUCAACAUUAGGAUACAAAGCAUCUUCAAGAGGUAAGCUCAUCAGAAAAGAAGAAUUAUUGAAGAUCCUGAUACCUGAACUUUGCAACGAAUUAAUAGAACGCUAUAGGGAUGGAGCUGGUGUUAACAUCAGAUUCUCGUCGAAUGUGUUACAUGGAAUUUCGAUUUUGUAUGGGUCAAAAAUUGCUCAGGUGUUGAAUGAAGUUACACAUGUUCAAUUACGCUUACAAAAUGCAUAUAUUCAAUUAGCAACAAGACAGAAUGGUCAGCUUGUAAAGCGCGAAGGUGCUCGGUGUUUGAAACAGUCAGAGGUUUUGAGGAAUGACGUUGCAUUUCAUGUUGAAUGGGAUUUGAUGCCACAAUUGCAGAUUCAAGGAUUAGAGAUGAAUGAUCUGCACAAUGCGAAACGACGCAAAUUGGAAAUUGCCGAGUUUGACUUACGUGAGUUUUCUAUAACUGACGGAACAACUGGGGCAGACUCGACUAGCGCUACAGGACUAGGUCAAUUUACUUUAGCUAUAGAUGGCCAAACAGAUGCUAAUUUUGACAACAUGAAUUUGUCAAUACAAAGUGAUGAGCCUGGUAACGAUGAUGUUAAUGAACAUGUUAAUUUACAAUUUAAUGAAGACGGUGAGAUCUUGGAGAUUCUGGAAAAGGAACCGAAAAAUGCUCGUACGUCACUGGUGGACAUUGAAAUUGAACAUUCUCGUAGAAGGGAGGACUCAUUACAAUUAGUUGAUAACAAUGGCAUGGUGAAUGGAUUGGAAAGUGAAGAAGGAAUCAAUGCAGAUCUUCAUGACUUCACUUUUGAUACUGAAGAGGAAAAUGAGAGGCAAAAAUUUGAUCUUGAACCAAGAACAGCCCCCAUAUUUCGUGUUCUAAAGCGCAAACUAGUGAUUGAUGAACACAUAACUUUAACCAGAGAAUUCAUUAUCAAUCACCACGACAAUUAUGCCACCAUGAUGAGCUACCGAGCUUCAUGUAUGCCUCAACAGCGUCGGGUUCAACAAGUGUACCAACAACUUAACAUGAUUCAUUUUAGACCAUGGGCCAAUGGGAAUUCGGUUCGUGAUUUCAAUUCGUCUAGUAUAGAGGAAAGUAUCAAUCGAACGAUGGGCAUAUUUCAUCGAACCGGAAUUAUGGCCAACGAGGUAACCGAACAAGCAAGAAACUCACAAGUAUUAAUGGAAGUUGAAACAUCGAGAGUAUUGCAAAGCGAUGACUUGAGUCAAGAUUUGGAGGAAAUUGGACAUCGUGAUAUUGAAGAUGCGGAGAUGAACUUUGAUGCCGCUAUGUUAGAUUUGGAUUUCAACUUGGACGGAAGUCGUGUUGAAGAAGAUGAAGAGGAUGAGGAGUUUUUUCUUCAAUCAAGUAGUUUAAGUUUAGCUAGUGGUGAACAUAAUUUGCACCCGAAUUUGAUGCCGCGAUUGAAAAAGUUAGUCAAAUAUUUUAUUCAAAGACUGACGGAGUUAAACAAGCCUACUGUUUCUCAGCAAAAGGAGUAUCAUUUAACUUUUGAAGAGUUAGUGCCAGUGAGAGAUAAUUAUGAAGUGAAUUCGAAAAAAAUUGCUGCUGGUGCAUUUUCCAGCAUCUUGUUUCUUAUUAAUAAGAGUAUAAUGUCAAUUGAUGUGGACCCUCAUGCAUGGCCUGAGACAAGCUUGUUGAAAUCUAGCGAUAUCAACUUGACUUUGCACCCACCUGCGACGGAUUGA